AUGUCAGCUUCAACAGACCUGUCUGGAAAAGUCUUCUCCUUUCCAGAAGAGGGAGCUACAGCUCAUGUGAGACUAGCUCCAAUGAACUCCAAGGUCCUGUGGUCAGCCUCGGUCUGCCUGCGCUUCUACACCGAAUUACAUGAUCAAACCUUUAUAAUUUUUUCUAUGGCCGUCCCCUCACAUUCAAAGCGUAUUGCAUUGUUUAGAGCAGAUAAUACAAACGAAUAUCAUUUGUAUAUUAAUGGUGAAUAUGGGACAUUCUAUGGCUUACCGUUCGACGUGAAUAAGUGGAAUUCUAUAUGUCUUGUCUGGGAUGCAUCCAAUAGGCUGUCUCAGAUCACUGUCAAUCAGAUUCGCAGUGUGAAGAAAACCCGUCAUGUUAGCCCUGGGGACUCCGUAGCUGGAACUCCUAUUAUAAUACUAGGCCAAGAUCAGGAUAGUUAUGGAGGAGGGUUUGACGCCUCUCAGACCUUCAUAGGACAUAUCAGAGAUGUGCAAAUGUGGGACUAUCCCGUUUCUGCAUGUGAAAUUCAAAACUACAUGCAAGAUUUGGGCUACAGGCCUGGUAAUUACCUGAACUGGGCAACGUUUGUUUGGUUUUUUCACGGUAAUGUGCUGUUAGAGGACUAUGAAACCUGCUAGCUUUACAAGAUAAAUAGAGACAAAUUCAAAAUUGUGAUUUUAUGUACGUACAGGCUUUUUAGCAGCAUGUUGCUGCAAUGAUGUUAAUUAGACCCUCUAUCAUUUCACCUGUGAUAUUAUAAACCCAUUAGAUAUAAUUCCCAGACAAUGUCUUGAAUAGUUAACAAAAGACCAUGUCAGUAUAUAUCAAGUGUUUAGAUAACCCUUGCCUGAAGUUAUCUGAUUGAAUUUGAUUCCUACACUAGAGCUUGCCACCCUUUGAUUAACUUACUUAGUGUUUAAUUGUCCUUAUAUGUCCUUAUAACAUUUUGUUUAAAAGAAGAAAUAUUGAACAGUCAUGCUGAUGAAGGUGUAUAUGCACUCUGUAAAUAGCUUCUACAACAGUGUUAUAUUUCUGAUGAAUGAAUAAAGUCUCUCCUAAAUGUC
Messenger RNA from Clupea harengus (Atlantic herring), 1068 nucleotides. Its product is annotated as serum amyloid P-component-like. NCBI's taxonomy places the organism in Eukaryota, Metazoa, Chordata, Actinopteri, Clupeiformes, Clupeidae. The record is from RefSeq and is a predicted model, not a curated record. The coding region runs from base 1 to 642 and encodes 213 amino acids. The transcript is spliced from 2 exons.